Molecule: messenger RNA, 1111 nt
Organism: Amborella trichopoda
Lineage: Eukaryota; Viridiplantae; Streptophyta; Magnoliopsida; Amborellales; Amborellaceae
Product: putative E3 ubiquitin-protein ligase XERICO
Source: RefSeq, a predicted model, not a curated record
GUAACGGUAACUAAGAGCCAUUAGACUCCAUUUUUCUCCUCUAAAUUUAGCUAUGCUUCUUCCUCUUCUGAAUUGGGACCUAACUUAGGCCUGUUUCUUCUUCUUCUCCUCAUUCGGGUCCUCUAAAUUUAGCUCUGUUUCGUAUUUAGAUACUCUUAAGCGGCUCAGUUUCUUGUUCUUCAUAUUUAGAUCAUCUUGAAGUAGGUCCUUUUGGGUCCUCUUUAAUUUAACUCUAGCACUUGUUCUUGUUUUGAUUUGGGUGCUUUAAACUUGGUUCUAUUUCAUAUUCUUUUAAUUUUGGUUCUUUUAAGUCUGCUCUGUUCUUCAUCUCCUUGUUUGGGUCCUCUAAAGUUGGCUUCUUUUCUUCUUCCGAUUUGGCUCCUCCGAACUUUCCGCUGUUCCUGAUUUGGGUCGUCUGAAUUUGAUAGAGAUUCUCUAAAUAUGGGGUUAUCGAGCUUCCCAACUGCAUCAGAAGGGGUCCUUCCUGUUCUACUCAUGAAUACAUUCCUCUCCAUAGCUUUGGUGAAAGACCUCCUCAGGUCUGUGCUCCAAGCAAUGGGUCACCGCCCAAAUCCUUCUCUAAAUUUAGAGGAGGACUUAGCUGAUGAUCUAGUGGAGCCUCUUCCAGUUUGUUCCCGAUUUGCAGAAGAAGUGAGAGAAAGCGUAUCGGUCACUCUGUUUAAGUGCUUGCCUAUGAAUAGUGGAUGCCCAGUUGAGUGCACUGUGUGCCUUUAUAAGUUUGAAGAGGAGGAGGAGAUCAGUAAGCUAAGAUGCAACCAUGUCUUUCAUAGAGACUGUCUUGACAAAUGGCUGGACCACUGGCAUAGCACUUGCCCUCUGUGCAGAACUUCUGUCAUCUCUGGAGAGUACUGGGAUGCUUGAAGUUGAACUGUUGUGGGAAAGAAUGGUGGAAAUGACAUAUGAAGAUAAAAUAGAGAGGUGGAUGAGGUUUGUGUAAAUGAAGAGGACAAUUUCUGAGAGUUGUUUGGAGAUGGGUUUUGAGUGUGGGUGAGGGAGUGGUUUCAGUUAGAGAAACUAAUGUGUGUGUGUGUGUGUGUGUGUGUGUGUGUGUGUGUGAGAGAGAGAGAGAGAGAGAGAGAGAGAGAGUCGU